GUAUGAUUGUAGGUGUGCGACCAGCCGAGGACGAGCUGAAACCGUUACCAGCCUUUUCGAGACCAGUCUCGUGGCGUCGCUCGAUCGCGAACCUUGAUCCGAGGAAGGAAAACAGAAGAAUCCGAGGACCCUGUGCUUUUUCUCAAACGACCUACCGUUGCUACUCGCGAUUCCACGACGAACUGGCGCAGUCUGAUCGCGCUUUAAAGACCGACGGGUCGAUAAUGGGACCAAGUUGCCGCCUCCUUUGAUAUUCAUCAUUUUCGUGAUCGUCCAACUACCGAUUUUUCAACGGCCGAGCAAAUUUCGGAGGGAAAACAUGAAGGCAAUUUGCGGUUUCAUCCUGAUUCUAUUGUUUCGACAGGCAAUCAGCGGAAUCAUUAGAAAUCCACCAGCAUUUUCGAAGCCCGUUUACUCAGACUCGUAUCUUCCUGCAGCCAUGCAGGUGAUAUUUCAUGCCGUCGAGCAACUGAAACUUCUGCAAUCGGAAGAGACUUCGGAAGUCUCAAUCGUAACGAGCAGCUCGAAACCACCCAUCAAUGAUCCGAUACAAAAUGAGCAAUCAACCACUGAAAAAUUUCAAACUACACCCACGAGUACGUCAACGAUCCCACAGGAGGGGAUAAACAGCGACGAAGAAGAAUCAAACGUGAAUGAAACGUCUAAAGGGAUGGAAAAUUCGACGAAGACGAUCGAAGUUAAAGAAGAAUACAUUAAGGCUACGUCGAGCCAACCCAUCGAGGAUUCCAGUCAUCAAGAGUUGCCUGAGAUUAACCAAGAAACGCCAGAAGCGAACUACGCGACCCCAGAGACGAAUUACGAAGCUUCGGAACAGGUGCAUAAUGUCCAAGAGUCGAAUCAAGAAGUUCCUGAAGAAAAUCACGAAUCGACCGUCUCCUCCGAGGUUACAAAAACUUCGUUGAUCAAAGAAGCGACUGCCAAUUCUUCUGGUUCCUCUUUGGAAGAGGAUGGUAACAAAGAAGAUAAAAAGAAACCGACCAUCGAGAGUGUGGUACAAGGUGUCUACGAAAUUUUGAAACCAACCACGUCAAAAUUUCUAGACGAAGACGGUGAUGUUUCUGGGGAAUCGAAGAUGUUAGGAGUCAGUGUGGAGAAACUGGAGGGCAUAGAAGAUGAAGAGGAUGAGAACAGAUUUACGCGUCUGGGUGAAAAGGUGACCCAAGUUCCAAGGCCAAGCUUAAGCAGCUACUUGCGACGCUCCAAUGUGAGACCAAGCGCGACUCUUCAGCAACUGGCGAACCUUUACGACUCCCUCAGCAAAGACGCGAGGAAGCAAGGAUUCGGCAAAUACACAGGAUACUCCGACGAGGUUCUGAACACCCUCGAAACAUCGGCAGAGGGUGGAAUCGGGUCGCAGUUAAAAAAAAUCCUGGACAAAGUGUUAGAAAGAAACGAGUUGACGAGGGACGACGCUAAGACCAGGACUCAUCAAGCUGUUCGCGAUCUUAAUAAUCCUUCGAGCACCCUCAAUAAGGAACUGAGACCUAUAUUGCCUUUACGAUACUCGCCCUAACUUCAGAGUAUAUUUCAAUUUGUCUUCUUUCCGAGGACAUCGAAAAAUAAUAAUUAAGAAGAAAAUUAUUUAUAUUGUUUCUUUCCCCUUUUUAAUUCUUACUGAAGAUCUCACCGUUCGUUAGCGAUAUUAAAAUCAAUACUAUAAAUGUGAUGUAACCGAGAUUACUAUUCAUGUAUAAUUAAUACUGAAUAAAAAUUUCAAAUAUGA
Osmia bicornis bicornis is the source of this 1744-nucleotide messenger RNA. RefSeq lists its product as uncharacterized. The transcript is spliced from 4 exons. Lineage: Eukaryota; Metazoa; Arthropoda; Insecta; Hymenoptera; Megachilidae. The record is from RefSeq and is a predicted model, not a curated record. Bases 320 to 1534 code for a protein of 404 amino acids.